AUGAGUUCGAUAGGAACAGGCUAUGAUCUUUCUGCAUCUCAAUUCUCACCUGAUGGCCGAGUAUUUCAAGUGGAAUAUGCAGCAAAAGCUGUUGAAAACUCUGGAACAGUCAUCGGACUAAGAGGGAAGGAUGGAGUUGUUUUUGCUGUUGAGAAACUUAUAACUUCAAAACUUUACGAACCCGGUGCUAACAAGAGAAUCUUCCACGUUGAUGAACAUGUUGGCAUGGCUGUAGCUGGAUUAAUCUCAGAUGCAAGGCAAAUAGUAGAGACAGCAAGAUCAGAGGCUUCCAACUACAGAUCACAAUAUGGUGUCCCAGUUCCCUUGAAGUAUUUAAAUGAGAGAGUAUCUAUGUACAUGCAUGCAUAUACACUAUACAGUGCAGUCCGUCCAUAUGGAUGUGCAGUUAUAAUGGGAACUUGGUCAGAGUAUGAUGGACCCCAAAUGUACAUGCUUGAACCUAGUGGAGUUUCUUUUUCAUACUUUGGAUGUGCAGUUGGAAAGGCAAAGCAAGCUGCUAAGACAGAAAUUGAAAAACUCAAGCUUGCUGACAUGACUGUUAAGAACUUAAUUAAAGAAGCUGCCAGAAUUAUCUAUGUCGUCCACGAUGAGCUCAAAGAUAAGCAAUUUGAAUUGGAACUGUCGUGGGUGUCGAAGGACACGAAUGGUCGACACCAGCUCGUGCCCAAGGAAGUAGCAGUGGAAGCAGAAACCUUCGCGAAACAAGCCCUCGCUGAUAUCGAAGAUUCUGAUGAUGGGGAAAUG
This is a messenger RNA of Brenthis ino (lesser marbled fritillary), 765 nucleotides long. The record is from the annotation of a GenBank genome assembly. Lineage: Eukaryota; Metazoa; Arthropoda; Insecta; Lepidoptera; Nymphalidae.